GCAGAUGUGUUUACAGUGAGACGUUGGGGAGAAGAUUCAGCAGAAGAUUCAGAAGAUGAAGAUGAAGAUUCAGAGGAGAUAAUUAUCGAUUAUCUUUGAUACCUCUCUUUCGGAUUGCUCCCUAUAAUUCGAGGUGAGGUGAUGAUGGCAGUGCACUAUGGAUAGGCGCCUUGUUCUUGUCAGCUUAUUUCCAUUCCGCGAUGAAGUUAAAAGGCUGUUCUGGCGCUUUGUGUAGACACGUGCUGUAUGCCUUGUUAUUUGGUCCAUCACCCUCUAACCCUACCACCAUCGUGAAUAUCGAUUUCUGCGUAUGAUGUCUGUGUACAACAUUAGGGACUCCAAUAUCUCACUUUUAGGCUCCGAUCUCGAACGACGCGUCCGCGAGCACGCUGGCGCCAAAGAAUCAGCUUGGGCGAAAGCUGGUGUCAAACCUGGUUUUCAAAUCUGGAGGGUAGAGAAGUUCGCGAUCGUCGAUUGUAGCGACUGGGUGGCACACGAGAAGAAAUAUGGGACUUUCUAUGAUGGCGAUUCGUACAUUGUCUUACAUACGUACCAGGAUGGCAAGGACACACCGCUCCGAUAUGAUCUGCAUUUCUGGCAAGGAGAACAUACGACUCUAGAUCAAGCUGCCACAGCUGCAUUCAAGGCUGCUGAGCUCGAAGAACAUGAUAAAAAGAUAUACACCAUGAUCACGACGCGUGACAAGGUGCUCAAGACACGGUCAGAGGACGGGAAACAGCUUAUAGUGCGCGAAAUACCUCUCGAGGGGUUGGUUAUGCGCCAAGGGAUCGUCUACGUACUCGACAAAGGUCCCCUCUAUUGGCAAUAUAACACGAAGAAGAGUACUGCUUGGGCGAGGUACAAAGCAGCUGAGUAUAUGAUGUACUUGGGACAAUGGAGGGUUCCUCAAGCUAAAUUUCAAGUGUUUGAUGAGGGGACUCCAGACGAAGGAGAGUUCCUUCAAGCAGCGGGAAUCACUUCUCCUGUAAUGGACGUACCACUACCGCCUAACCAGGGAACUCCGAUCGAUCCCCCGUUGUUAUACCGACUCAACGGAGAUGUCGAUGGCUGGCAGGUCGUAGCUGUCCCUGCACAGAAGACUUCACUUCAGUCUGAUGGUGUUUAUAUCAUGGACGACCAUGCAUUCCCAGCUGUUUACACCUGGCUAGGGAAGAACGUACCAGAGCCCCAACGAAGACGCGCGCUGCAGUACGCUCAAAAUUACCUGAAUGACAAGCGUACCAAGGAGGGAGAGCAUGUGCAAGUGGCAACUACUUUGGUGAAGGUUAACGAAGAAGUCGAGCCAGCUUCAUUCUUGGAGGCAUUUACUCCGAGAACCCUCUGA
Molecule: messenger RNA, 1345 nt
Organism: Suillus subalutaceus
Lineage: Eukaryota; Fungi; Basidiomycota; Agaricomycetes; Boletales; Suillaceae
Exons: 5
Coding region: 311-1345 (344 amino acids)
Molecular function (GO): actin filament binding
Source: RefSeq, a predicted model, not a curated record